Molecule: messenger RNA, 1743 nt
Organism: Brugia pahangi
Lineage: Eukaryota; Metazoa; Nematoda; Chromadorea; Rhabditida; Onchocercidae
Source: the annotation of a GenBank genome assembly
AUGGUUACUAGUGAUAAUGUUAGAAAAAUUGGUAUAUUUCCUCCAACUCCAAUUAUCACUCGAAAUUCAUCGGAUAAUUUGUGGAUGACAACAAAACUAAAUGCUAUAAUGGAAUCAAUGAAUUAUGAGUGGAAUGUUAAGUGGUAUCAGUCAAUGCCAAUUGAUCAUUUCACUUAUCGAAACAAUGAAUUUUUUAGUCUUAAGUAUCUAGCAAAUUAUUCGUAUUUUCUAUGUGAUGGACCGCUAUUUUUCUACGCUGGCAAUGAGGGAGAUAUUGAAGCAUUUGCGCAAAAUACUGGUAUUAUGUGGGAUUUAGCGCCAAGAUUUCAUGCUGCUAUCGUAUUCGCGGAACAUCGAUACUACGGUAAUUCGAAACCUUAUGGAAAGCGAAGUUAUAUGGAUGUUUUACGACUGGGAUAUCUGAAUGAUAUCCAAGUAUUGGCUGAUUUUGCACAAUUGAUUACGUUUUUAAAAACUGAUCAAGAGGAACUUGGCUUUUGCCCUCCGGGUACCGAAAUACCGGUUAUCGUAUUUGGUGGUUCAUAUGGUGGGAUGCUUGCCGCAUGGCUCCGCAUGAAAUAUCCACAUAUUGUGGAUGGAGCCUGGGCAUCAUCAGCACCACUAAGAAAUUUUUAUGGAACAGGGAUAAAUCCAGAGAGUGUGAGUAAUGUAACAACAACUAAUUAUGUAACUAACGGAUGUGACUGGAAGGUAUUUUCAGAAGGAUUCGUUGCAAUUCAAAAACUAUCAAAAACAGAAGAAGGUCGAAUGAAAUUGAAUCAAAUAUUCCGCUCAAAACCAGGCUUUGAAAUGAAAAACUUUGAUGAUUUCACAAGUCUCUAUUCUUACAUUUAUUCCGCUGUUUUUUACAUGGCUGUGAUCGACUAUCCGUAUCCGACUAAUUUCCUUACACCUUUACCUGGAUUCCCGGUUAAGUAUGCUUGCCAAUAUGCUACGAAAGCUGGAAUAAAUGAUGAAGAAUUAGCAGAACAGUUAUACAACGUCAUCAAUGUUUACUACAACUAUACAGGACAGCUUACUGAUCACUGUUUUACAAGCAAUUGUACAAUAUUAUCACCUUUUCAAAAUAAUGAUGAAGUUAUUGCUUGGAACUGGCAGUGCUGUACAUCGAUGACAAUGCAAAAUUGUGAUCGAAGUGGGGAAAAUGAUUUUUUUUUGAAUACUUGUGAUAAUCCUGAUGGUUUAAUUAAUAUCAGUAUUAAAUAUUGUACGGAAUUAUUCAAAGAUAUUGGUUAUAGCAGUAAUUUCUAUAAACUUCAUGAUACAAUGAUACGUUAUGGAAUGAUAUAUAAUGCUACGAGUAAUACUAUAUUUUCAAACGGUAACUUAGACCCAUGGUCUGCUAGCGGUGUUUAUGAAAAUUCACCUGGUAUUACGAAUGCUAUGAGAAAUGGUGUUUAUAUUUUUUAUAUGUCAGAUGCAGCACACCAUCUUGAUUUACGUACACCUAACACGUGUGAUCCACCAUCUGUAACAUAUGAACGAUUCCAGGUUACAAAUAUAAUAAAAUGCUGGGUUUAUAAGAACUGUACAGAAUUACCAACAUCAAAUCCAUUACCGGAUAAUACUGGUUGGCAUGCGCCAGACAACUGUCAAUUUAUCAAACACGGCUAUCCGUGGGGAUAUAUGGAACCAAAGAAAAGCUGGAAAAUAAUAAGUUCUGCCUUAUUUACCUUAAUGGCGACAAUAUCUGCUAUCUUCACUAGUUAUCUUAUUUCUUGA